Messenger RNA from Monascus purpureus, 595 nucleotides. NCBI's taxonomy places the organism in Eukaryota, Fungi, Ascomycota, Eurotiomycetes, Eurotiales, Aspergillaceae. The record is from the annotation of a GenBank genome assembly.
GUGUAACUAACCAAGAUGGCUCAGAAAGCAUCCAAAACCCUAGCUGCGCGAAAUGCGUCACGCCUAUUCCAAACACACAUAACAACACUCUGUCUACAUGCAAUCUUCCUUCUCCUUCACUGGCUCUUCAACCGUCCGCGAUCCUUAAUAGUGUACCUUGUUUUUACCGCUCCGACUCUUGCCAUUGAGUUCUAUCUUGAGCGCUUAGGCCGUCCAAAAUACAACCCCACUGACGGCUCCCUUCGCUCCCCCGGCGAGGAUCUUGGUGCGUCUGGGCUUGCGGAAUAUAUGUGGGAUGUUCUUUACUGGACCUGGGGCUGCCUAGGUGCUGUGUGUAUAUUCGGAGACCGUGCUUGGUGGUUGUGGACGGUGAUUCCACUAUACUCUGUUUGGUCGGCCUGGACCACUUUCAAAGGAAUGAGGAGUGGAUUUGCUGGACUGGGCGCGGAGGGAAGUGAAGGUACUACUACGGAGAGCAAGAGGCAGAAGAAACUGGAGAAAAGGGGAGGCCAUCGUGUACAGUAUCGGUAAAUUUUAACAGGGUUGGAAUCCUGAUUAGCAUGACAUCAAGAUAUGGUUAUAAUGCAUCUUGCUC